UGCCGGAGCUCUGGGUCUCGUCUUCAGUGGUCUUUGUUCUCUGCUCCUAGAGGUCCAUCCUCUGAGGCCCCGUGACCUGCGGUAUUGGGAGAUCCAAAGCUAAGACUCCAGGACCCCCCUGACAGCCGAGAAAUGGGACCAUUGACAUUUAUGGAUGUGGCCAUAGAAUUCUCUCUGGAGGAGUGGCAAUGCCUGGACACGGCACAGCAGAAUUUAUAUAGGAGUGUGAUGUUAGAGAACUACAGACACCUGGUCUUUCUGGGUAUUGCUGUCUCUAAGCCAGACCUGAUCGCCUGUCUGGAGCAAGAAAAAAAGCCCUGGAAUAUAAAGAGAAAUGAGAUGGUGGCCAAACCCCCAGUUAUAUGUUCUCAUUUUUCUCAAAACCUUUGGGAAGAGGAGGGCAUAGAAGAUUCUUUCCAAAAAGUGGUUUUGAGAAGAUAUGAAAAAUGUGGACAUGAUAAUUUACAGUUAAAAAUUGAUUGUACCAAUAUGAAUGAGUAUAAGGUGCACAAAGAAGGUUAUAAUAAACUUAACCAGAGUUUGACAACUACACAAAGCAAAGUACUUCAGUGUGAUAAAUAUGCAAAAGUCUUUCAUAAAUGUUCAAAUUCAAACAGACAUAAGAUAAGGCAUACUGAAAAUAAACUUUUGAAAUGUAAAGAAUAUGUCAGAUCAUUUUGCAUGCUUUCACAUCUAUCUCAACAUAAACGAAUUUAUACUAGAGAGAAUUUCUUCAAAUGUGAAGAAUGUGGCAAAACCUUUAACUGGUUCUCAACCCUUACUUAUCAUAGAAGAAUUCAUACUGGAGAGAGGCCCUACAAAUGUGAAGAAUGUGGCAAAGCCUUUAUAUGCUCCUCAAGCCUUACUAAGCAUAAGAUAAUUCAUACUGGAGAGAAACCCUACAAAUGUGAAGCAUGUGGCAAAGCUUUUAAACAAUCCUCAACUCUUAUUACACAUAAGAAAAUUCAUGCUGGAGAGAAAAACUACAAAUGUGAAACAUGUGGCAAAGCUUUUAAACAACCCUCAACUCUUAUUAUACAUAAGAAAAUUCAUGGUGGAGAGAAACAUUACAAAUGUGAAGAAUGUGGCAAAGCCUUUAGGUGGCCUUCAAGCCUUCAUAACCAUAAGAAAAUUCAUACUGGAGAGAAGCCCUACAAAUGUGAAGAAUGUGGCAAAGCCUUUAACAGGUUCUCAACGCUUACUACACACAAGGCAGUUCAUACUGGAGAGAAACACCACAAAUGUGAAGAAUGUGGCAAAGCCUUUAGGUGGUCUUCAAGCCUUACUAAGCAUAAGAUAAUUCAUACUGGAGAGAAACCCUACAAAUGUGAAGAACGUGUCAAAACCUUUAACAAGUUAUCAACCCUUACUAUACACAAGGCAAUUCAUACUGGAAAGAAACACUACAAAUGUGAAGAAUGUGGCAAAGUCUUUAGCUGGCCCUCAAGCCUUACUAAGCAUAAGAUAAUUCAUACUGGAGAGAAACCCUACAAAUGUGAAGAAUGUGGCAAAGCUUUUAGACAAUCCUCAACUCUUACUACACAUAAGAAAAUUCAUGCUGGAGAGAAACCCUACAGAUGUGAAGAAUGUGGCAAAGCCUUUAACAAGUUGUCAACCCUUACUAUACACAAGGCAGUUCAUACUGGAGUGAAACACUACAAAUGUGAAGAAUGUGGCAAACCCUUCAACCGGUUAUCAAACCUUAUAGAACAUAGGAGAAUUCAUACCAGAGAGAAGUCCUGCAAAUGUGAAGAAUGUGGCAAAGCCUUUAGCUGGCCCUCAAGCCUUACUAAGCAUAAGAUAAUUCAUACUGGAGAGAAACCCUACAAAUGUGAAGAAUGUGGCAAAGCUUUUAGACAAACUUCAACUCUUAAUACACAUAAGAAAAUUCAUGCUGAAGAGAAAAACUACAAAUGUGAAGAAUGUGGCAAAGCCUUUAGGUGGUAUUCAAGCCUUACUAAGCAUAAGAUAAUUCAUACUGGAGAGAAACCCUACAAAUGUGAAGAAUGUGGCAAAGCCUUUAACAAGUUCUCAACCCUUACUACACACAAGGCAAUUAUACUGGAGAGAAACACCACAAAUGUGAAGAAUGUGGCAAAGCCUUUAGGUGGUAUUCAAGCCUUACCAAGCAUAAAAGAAUUCAUACUUGAGAGAAGCCCUACAAAUGUGAAGAAUGUGGCAAAGCCUUUAACAGGUUCUCAACCCUUACUAUACACAAGGCAAUUCAUACAGGAGAGAAACACUACAAAUGUGAAGAAUGUGACAGCCUUCACCUGGGCCUCAAGGCUUACUGACCAUAUUUAAUACUGGAGGAGACACCCUACCAUUGUGAAGAAUGUGGUAAAGACUUCAACUGGUCCUAACACCUUACUAAUCAUAAGAUAAUUCAUAAUGGAAGGAAAACCCCCAUAAAUGUAAAAAAUGUGGUGAAGCUUUUAACUAGUUCUUAACACUUACUGAACAUAGAGAGUUUAUACAGGAGGGAAACCUUACAAAUGUGAAGAAUGUGACAAGCCUUUUAACUGUUCCUCAAUCCUUACUAAACAUAGAUAAUUAAUACUGGAGGGAAUCCAUUCCAGUGUGUGGAAUGUGGCAAAGCCUUUAACCAGUCUGUAAGGAUUACUACAUAUAAGAAAACUCAUAGUGGAGAGAAACCCUGUAUGUGUGAAGAACGUGGAAAAGCCUCUAACAGAUCCUCAAUUCUUAACUGACAUAAGCUAAUUUAUACUAUAGAGAAACUCUAUAAACCUAAAAAUGUCACAGUGCUUUUGGCAACACCUCAGACUUCUGAAUGUAAGAGAAAUUGUAUGGAUAAGAAAUGCGAAUAAUGUGACAAAGUCAUUAAAUGGCUGUCAUACUUGAUUGUAGUAAGAUAUACUGGUGAAAACUACUAAUGUGAAUAAUGUGGCAAAACAUUUAACCAGUGCUCACACCUUAUUGCACAGGAAAGCAUUUCUGUUUGAGAGCAAAUGUACAAAUAUAAAGAAAGUGUAGGCUAGGUACAGUGCCUCACACCUGUAAUCCCAGCACUUUGGGAGCCCAAGACAGAUGGAUCAUUUGAGGUCAAGAGUUCAAAAUCAGUCUGGCCAUCAUGCUGAAAUUUCAUCU
Molecule: messenger RNA, 3108 nt
Organism: Cebus imitator (Panamanian white-faced capuchin)
Lineage: Eukaryota; Metazoa; Chordata; Mammalia; Primates; Cebidae
Product: zinc finger protein 728-like
Biological process (GO): negative regulation of transcription by RNA polymerase II
Molecular function (GO): DNA-binding transcription repressor activity, RNA polymerase II-specific
Source: RefSeq, a predicted model, not a curated record